This is a messenger RNA of Lathyrus oleraceus (garden pea), 831 nucleotides long. RefSeq lists its product as uncharacterized. The transcript has 5 exons. Bases 1 to 831 code for a protein of 276 amino acids. The record is from RefSeq and is a predicted model, not a curated record. NCBI's taxonomy places the organism in Eukaryota, Viridiplantae, Streptophyta, Magnoliopsida, Fabales, Fabaceae.
AUGUAUCGUUCUAGAAUACUUAACAGAUGUAUGGAAAAUCUUCCCCAAAUAUGUGUAGAUACUUCUGAUACUUUUUCAACAACUCAAAGAUUUGGUACACGAGAAGAGAUGAUAAGAUGGAUUAAAGAGGUUGAAAUCCGAAAUAAAGUGGGAAAUACAAGGAUACUGAUAGUGGAAUCCAAAGUGCGGCCAAAAAAAUGUGGAUAUCCAUUUAAAAUCAGGUCGACUUUGGAAAAAGAUGGGUCUGGCUGGAAGGUUGAUGUAAAAUGUGGAGCCCAUAACCAUGGUUUACCUGAUAGAUUAGAAGGUAACUCCUUUGUUGGUAGGUUGACCAUGAAUGAGAAGCAGCAUGUCGUUGAUUUGACAAAGAGACAUGUUCCACCUAGACACAUAUUACUUUCCUUGCAAGACCGAGAGCCAAAGAAUGUCAUUCGGAUCACGCAAAUAUACAAGUAUAAGAUUGUGAUAAAAAAAGAUAUAAGAGGUCCUAGAAGUGAGAUAAAACAUUUGUUUAAGCUUAUUGAGGACGCGGACUAUGUGUAUUGGAUUAUGAACAACACCUACAAGACAAAUAAAUAUAGACAACCUCUGUUUGAAAUUGUUGGCAUGACAUCAACCGAGUUAACUUUUGUUGUCGCAUUUGCGUAUAUGGAGUCUGAGCAGACAGAGAAUUUUUGUUGGGUGUUGGAUAAGCUUAAACAAUUAUUUCACAUUAACAAAAAUGUUGGUGCAAAAUGCAAGCAAUAUGUGGUGAAUGACAUGCAAAAGACGAUCGACAUAUUAUGGGUGGAAGUUGUUUGGGCUAGUGAUGAAGUUGAGUAUGAUCAAUGA